Molecule: messenger RNA, 3156 nt
Organism: Schistocerca nitens (vagrant locust)
Lineage: Eukaryota; Metazoa; Arthropoda; Insecta; Orthoptera; Acrididae
Exons: 8
Coding region: 395-2986 (863 amino acids)
Biological process (GO): endoplasmic reticulum unfolded protein response
Cellular component (GO): endoplasmic reticulum
Molecular function (GO): protein binding
Source: RefSeq, a predicted model, not a curated record
AGUCACCUCAGCAGUCAGUUGCAGACCAGCGACGGAGUAGUAAGGUGGUUUCCGAUUUGGGUGCACAUAGUUCGUCCGUAUUUGUUUUUGUUGCACAUCAAGUUUUCGAGUGUUGUAAUUUGAAAUUACUCUGUGGGAGUUAAAAUUUACCGAGAGAGUUGUUUCUGAGAAGCCUUGAGUUGAAAAUGCAGUGCCAGAGGAACUGGCAGAGUGCAGCGGCUCAUAGCGGUACAAGGGCGAAACAGAACAGUCAUCGGAGCAACUCCCGCUAGGCAGCAUCACAGCAGUGUCCCGUUCCCGCCAUUCGCCGUAGCAGCAGUAGCGCAUACUACUUAGUCAGGUGCAGUCUGCCGCAGUGUUUGGUUGAGUGAAGAUCUCGUGUUCUAAUUUUUACAUGAUGUCGGGCACCGGUAGUGGAAUUCCAGAUUUUCCAAUCGUAGUGUUAACUUUCUUCGUUGGGCUUACAGUAUUUGCUGUAGUUUAUAUAUCGAAGUUGCUUAAAGCACCUGCAGCUGAAGAUUCAACAAAACGUAAAGAAACUGAGGUAACGAAGAAAGAAAAACCAGCAGCAAAUGUAACACAAAAGCCCAGCAAGAAGAAACACCAGGAAAAGUGGACCAGAGAUUCCAAGCAAACUUUUUCUCAUCCGUGGCUGUUAACAUCAUUAAAAGGACAUAGUGGAACUGUCUUAGAUAUGGAUUUCAGUAGCAACGGGAAAUAUCUUGCAACUUGUGCUGAAGAAGACUCUGAAGAGCUUGAUCCUGGUGGAGAGGGCAGUGAGCAAGGCAGUGGCAACAGCAGUGGAAGUGAAGCCAACAAAGAGAACAGCCCUCAGGGCCAAACAGAUGGCAACCAGAAAGGUGCUUUGCUAACCCGUCGGCAGAAGAAGAAUCGCACACGUCGAAAUGAUGGGUCUCCUCUGCCUCGAAACAACAUUGCAGCUAAGAAGAGCAAAGCAAAAGCCCGGCGCUCUGGUGGUGCCGAUAGCAGUGGGAAGCGGAAUGGAGCUCCAACACUUCGCCAACAUGCGAAGCUGAAUUUGUCGGACAGUGACCUUUCAGUGCUUCUUAGACAUUACCUCCUCAGCCCUGACCAACUACUUGGGUUGGGUUAUCCUGUUGAGAGUGCCUUGUACCCAGGGAGAGCAAUAAUUUACAAAAAUCCGCCAUCCAGUUCAAAUCCCAAUAGCAGCAAUGUGUCUUCCUGUAUGCAAAGUCCAGACCCCCUCAGGAGUUCAUCUCAUUUGUUUGAUGUGAAUGCACGUGAGUUUGUGCCUAUGAGUGCAAGAUUAGGAAAAGAGCCUUGUUGUCUAAAAGAGGACAAUGUGCAUGUGAAGAAUGAGAAUCUUAAAAAUACUGUUUUAAUCACGGAUUUUGUGAAAAAAGAUCAGCCUGGGAUGGACUACAGUGAAAUAGGUGCUGAAUGGGAUGCCAGCCACAGUACAAAAAGUGAAAAAAAUUCCCUUAGUACAGGCAGUGAUGGUGACAGUGCUGACAGUGGUAUCAAUAGAAGUGGUGGUGAAGAAGGGAGCAGUAGUGCCUCACAGGAAGCUUCAGAUGUUGACGGUGUCAUUGAAGAGGAUCAGGGAAUUGUUCCUGAAAUAAAGCAGUCCACUGUGAACAGCAGUGAAAGAAAACACUUAUCAAAAGUAGCAAAAGCAGAAAAACUGUGUGUGAGUGAGGAGAAGAAAUGUGUUCGUUGUGGUCGUGGUUUUUUUGUAACAGAAGAUGGUGAAUACUUAACACAAGAGCAUUGUCUCUACCACUGGGGCAAGCUGCAAAGAGUUGUAAGUGCACCAUCAAAGGCAUCAUCAAUGUCUUUGCGUAUGGAAUACAGCUGUUGCCACGGAAAGCCUAGCAGCAAGGGAUGCACAACAGCAAAACUACAUGUGUGGAAUGGUGUGGGGGUAGGCAUUAAUGGACCAUUUGAUAGUUAUGUUCGGACUCGCCCACGGAGAACACAUCCUCUGGAUGGAAAUUAUGAUAGAUCAAUAUUUUUGUGGAGUACUAAAGAUUGGAAUCAAAGAGAACAUAAGUUUGUCCGAAUAAAUGUUGAAUAUGACCAUGCUACCUUCAUAAAAUGGAGUCCAGAUUCAAAAGCUUUUAUCAUCCAAAAAGAUAUGGAAAAUGUAAUUGAAGUUUACAAAAUUGCAAAGAAGGCUGAUGGCUGGAUAAGUGGUGCUUCUAAAGCAAUAGAAUUUCCGAAGCUACAUGAAGAAGCUGUUAUUGGCCUGGGAAUUGCUUGCAGUGGAAAGUACAUUAUGUCAUGUUCUAACAAAACUGAUCUGUUGAUUUGGGACCUUAAGGGACAACAACUAGCCAAGGUUGAUACAUACCUUAUGAAUACCCAUUGUGCAAGAAUUUCACCUUGCGGAAGAUUUGUGGUUGCUUCAGGAUUUGCACCAGAUGUGAAAGUAUGGGAAGUUCGCUUUACCAAGACAGGAGAAUUCAGCCAGGUCAGUCGAGCAUUUGAACUUCAAGGACACUCUUCUGGAGUGUAUGACUUUGGAUUUAGUGCAGAUUCAUCUCGUAUGGCAACUGUUUCAAAAGAUGGCACUUGGAAGCUCUACGACACUAACAUUGAGUACAUGAAAGGAGAAGACCCUCACUUGUUAAUGACAGGCAAUUAUAAACAUGAAAAUGUCCCUGCUCGUUUGGCCUUGUCACCAAAUGGCGAUGUAAUUGCUAUUGCCAGCAACAACAAGCUAAUGUUCUAUUCUGCUCUAUCAGGAAAAUGCGACAAAAUAAUAGAGAACAUUUAUACAGGCCCAAUAACUGCAGUACUAUUUGACUCACUUGGAAAGUAUGUACUGACAGCUGGGGAGAGACAUGUUAGAGUGUUCCAUAACGUGACAGGCUAUCGAACAUUUAUUGCAGCCACUAAAGAAAAGUUCCGUCAGUCAGUUUCAUCAGCCCAGAAGGAAAGAAUGACUAAACAGAUUGAGGAAGCAGAAGUCUUCUUGAAGAGUAUAGGCGAGAAAGCCUGAAUUUGCCUACAGUUGUUAGCAGAAGAUGCUAUAAUCUGAUAAAAAAAUCCAGAUGAAAGCAAUAUUUUUUGCAUUAUAAUUUUUUACAAUAUUUUCUAAUGCAGACUGUCAUUAAAAUGGCAGUAAUUUUGUACUGAACAACAUGACAUUAAAAAAUUCUGGAGCAAUAA